GUUGAAAGCAAAAAAAGUUAUCUAUCCCUCCUUUGUCAAACGCAUUGUGAAAAGUUCAUAGCCUUCAACUUAUAUCAUCAAUCGCGCGUAAUAUUGUGAUCGCAUUGAGACCUGUAAGAAGAAGAAACAAACAAAAUGAAUGGAGCAAGAAUUGCCGCUAGAUUGAUUAGAGAAAGCUGUUGUAGGAAGCUCAAGCCAAACCGCUUUUUACCCAGAAAUUGCUACUGUACCACGCCUUCUACCAAUCUUCCUCCUCGGCCUCCCCCACGAUUCCCCCAUUCUUCAAAAAAGGGAAUGUUGUUUACCGGAGCUACCAUUGGUUUAGUAAUAGCAGGAGGAGCUUAUGCUAGUACAGUGGAUGAAGAAACUUUCUGUGGCUGGCUAUUCUCGGGAACAAAACUUGUAAAUCCCUUUUUUGCACUUCUGGAUCCUGAGGUAGCCCACAGACUGGCUGUUUCAGCUGCUGCUCGGGGGUGGGUCCCUGUAGAGAAAAGAGAAGACCCCACUGUAUUAGGCCUCGAAGUUUGGGGGAGGAGGUUCUCAAAUCCUCUAGGCCUUGCUGCUGGUUUUGACAAGAAUGCCGAGGCUGUUGAAGGUUUACUUGGGUUAGGCUUUGGCUUCGUGGAGGUUGGCUCAGUCACACCCAUUCCUCAGGAAGGCAAUCCAAGGCCUCGUAUCUUCAGACUGAGGGAGAAUGGUGCUAUAAUAAAUAGGUGCGGCUUCAAUAGUGAAGGAAUUGUGGCUGUAGCAAAGCGGUUAGGUGCUCAGCAUGGUAAGAGAAAGUUGGAAACUUCCAGCACUUCGUCUCCAGCAAGGGAUGAAAUCAAACAGGGAGGGAAAGCCGGUCCUGGAAUUCUUGGGGUUAAUCUGGGAAAGAAUAAGACGACAGAAGAUGCUGCUGCGGAUUAUGUUCAAGGAGUUCACACAUUAUCUCAAUUUGCGGACUAUCUCGUGGUUAACAUCUCUUCACCGAACACUCCUGGACUGCGCCAACUCCAGGGAAGAAAACAGUUAAAAGACCUUGUGAAGAAGGUACAAGCAGCACGAGAUGAAAUGCAGUGGGGUGAAGAAGGUCCACCUCCGCUGCUUGUAAAAAUUGCUCCAGACCUGUCUAAGCAAGAUCUUGAAGAUAUUGCAGCAGUUGCUAUUGCUCUUCGUGUGGAUGGAUUGAUAAUAUCAAAUACAACCAUUCAAAGACCUGAAACUGUGAGUAAGAACCCCGUGGCUAUAGAAUCUGGUGGCUUGAGUGGAAAGCCUCUUUACGAGCUAUCAACUAAUAUUCUCAAGGAUAUGUAUAUUCUAACAAAGGGAAGGAUUCCUUUAAUUGGCUGUGGAGGUGUCAGCAGUGGUGAAGACGCGUACAAGAAAAUACGAGCUGGUGCCACUCUUGUGCAGCUCUAUACAGCCUUUGCAUAUGGAGGUCCUGCACUUAUACCCAAGAUAAAGGCUGAGCUUACCCAAUGCUUGGAAAGGGAUGGUUAUAAGACAAUCUAUGAGGCAAUCGGAGCAGAUUGUCGAUAGUUUUAAGAUAUACAUAUUGCUCUAAAACAGUGCAAUAAAAUCUAGUUGCUCAUCGAAAAGAAAGCGAUGAAAAUUUCACCCAGGGUUUUCUUGGCUGUUUUGUGAUUUUAAUUUAUCAGUUUCUUUUGAGGUAUGCCCUAUUGGAAGAGGUUGAUUUUGUGGUGCAAAAUUUAUAACUUGCCAUAAAUAGCACUGUCCAUUUGGUCAAGUUUUAUGAUCAAGGACUGAUUUUGGUUUUUGUUUUUGUAAAUUCAAAUGCUAUAUUUAAUUUAUUCUAGCUGACUUGAACCAAUCUUUA
This is a messenger RNA of Cuscuta europaea, 1819 nucleotides long. NCBI's taxonomy places the organism in Eukaryota, Viridiplantae, Streptophyta, Magnoliopsida, Solanales, Convolvulaceae. The record is from the annotation of a GenBank genome assembly.